Molecule: messenger RNA, 2248 nt
Organism: Ciona intestinalis (vase tunicate)
Lineage: Eukaryota; Metazoa; Chordata; Ascidiacea; Phlebobranchia; Cionidae
Source: RefSeq, a predicted model, not a curated record
GUUUGUCUCACAUUAUAUUUUGUAUUUUAUACAGCUAUAAUAAGGCAUAUAGGGCAAAAUAAGCAUGCAGAUUAAAAUAUUUUGGGUUUCACUUUUUGUGGUUCUUGUUUCAUGCUUUCAUAAUGUUUGCGGUCAAAGCGGCGAAGGCCUACCUUUUGAGCACGGUGAGAGGUAUGAAGUCGGUUUUGCUGUUUGCAACAGUCAUGCAGCAGAUGGAAGUAUUUCAUCAUCUGUAAUGUACGACGAAUGUAACUCCUUCUGUUGUGGAGGGCAAGUUAUUUUGAAUUCAACGCAUUUGGAUUGCUGUGGUAGCAGGGACUUCGGUUCACCUUAUUCCAAACGGUACGAAAGAUGUUGCGAAUGGUGGACCGGCCACGGACGUGCUCAUUCGAAACGAUCAUUCAAUUACGGCAGUGUUGGUUGCUGUGGAGCAAGCGUUAUAGACUGGGGAAGGGACAGGUGCUGUUAUGGUGACAGUCGAAUCGUUCCAUCGGUAUUCUACUAUAGAAGACAAAAGUGUUGUGGCGGAAGAGUGAUCCCAAUUUCUCGUACUCUUGCUAAUCACUGGGACGCUGGUUGUUGCGGAACAACAUCUACUUAUGAUAAACGUCGUCAGUCAUGUCCAUGCGAUGAUGGGCAGGUAGUGGACGCUCCUAGCUCAAGAACUGGGUGCUGCAGGUCGCCAUACGGAGGAACUGCACCUUAUAUACCAGACACACAGAUAUGCUGCAACGGUGUGGUUGGCAACAAGACCAACAAUUUUUGCUGCGAUAAUUUAUCAGCUGUUGGUGUGGUUGGCGAAUCGGUUUGUUGCGGUGGAAAUUUGGUUACCAUUAGCCCGCCUAAUGCUAACUUGACGGAGUGCUGUAAUGGAAGUCCAUACGACCCACGGUUUAACGUGUGCUGUAAUUCCAGGUUAAUGGGAGUUGUGGAAGGGGCAAACCAAUGUUGUGGAGCUGUCCCUUAUAGCGAGACCAAGUCCAUUUGUUGUGAUCUUUCACUUUGGAGUCGGGAGACUGAAGGCACUGAAUGUUGUGGUCGAUCUGCUUACUUUCCCGACCAAGGUCUGGCAUGCUGCCAAGGAAGGGUAUUCCUCGUGGACGCAUUUGGUGGCGACACAUGUUGUGGACUUCAAGUUGACAGUAUGCAGUAUUAUUAUCGUGACAGUAAUGAGUUCGUUUGUUGCAAUGACGUCCUAAACGACUCUCCUUCAAGUACUUCCAGUUCCUGCUGCGGCACUCGGGCUUACGACACUUCUACAUCAAUCUGCUGCGACGGGCAGAUCUUUGACAAAGCUCUUGGUAGCAGUUGCUGCAACGGGAGUCCAUAUUUCCCGAGCAGCAGACACAUAUGUUGUGGUAAUGGACCAUUUGGACCGUUCGCCACUCCAAGGUGCUGCGGAGGCGAAGGGUUCGAUAUUCAAGGAGGGACUGUGUGUUGUGGUGGUCGUGUGUAUGGAAAGUACAGGUCUCCAUCGUGUUGUGUAGAUGUUGGUUAUGACGUCACAAAACACACUUGUUGCGGUUCAUCAAUCCUCCCCAACCCUCAUGGUACAACUGAGGCAUCGUGUUGCGGAUCCUACCCGUAUGAUAGGAAGACAGAACUCUGCUGUCAGGGAACCAAUGUUACGAUACCUGCCAGUAUCCCGAAAUACAAAGCCCAAUGUUGUGAAUCCAAUGGUGUGUACAAUCCAGACACUCAGUUGUGUUGCCUUGGCAAUGUCUUUACCAAAAUAAACAGAUAUACAAGCAAAUGCUGCGGAUCGGCAAUGUACAGUUCAAGGUCACAGAUAUGCUGCGACCCUCAGGACGGAACUGAACCAAUUCUGUAUCCGUUGACAAGAUUUGGUUUAAACAGCGCUUGCUGUGGUGCCGUCAUAUUUAACACCACUGCUGAGUUUUGUUGCGAGGGAAGGCUUACUCCGAAGACAUACACUCAGAGUGAUUGUUGUGCGGGAAGAAUUUACAACAGAGAGGAAAAUAUUUGCUGUCGAAACGAACUGCAACCGAUUGGGCGAAACGUCCCAUGGAGUCGAGCCGAGUGCUGUGGUGGACGAUGCUACUUCAGGGGGCCUCAAAGUUGUUGCAAUGAACGUAUUUACAUGGCCCAGGUUCGCAGUAACGUGACAUGUGACAUUUUCUAAGUUAUAUGGAUGCGAAGAAGGCGAAGCGACUAUGAUAUACAUUUUCAGUAGUGGAAGCUCGGUGUUUAAAAUUUACUGUUUCAAAAUAAACAAACAGAAAAUUGU